Molecule: messenger RNA, 1911 nt
Organism: Cyphellophora attinorum
Lineage: Eukaryota; Fungi; Ascomycota; Eurotiomycetes; Chaetothyriales; Cyphellophoraceae
Product: Inorganic phosphate transporter 1-6
Exons: 1
Coding region: 1-1911 (636 amino acids)
Biological process (GO): transmembrane transport; carboxylic acid transport
Cellular component (GO): plasma membrane
Molecular function (GO): carboxylic acid transmembrane transporter activity
Source: RefSeq, a predicted model, not a curated record
AUGGAUAGCGACAGCGAGCGACAGCCUCUACUUUCCCAGACAAAACACCAAGAUCAACCCAAUAAUGGAGGCAAGUCGCACUCGCACAAGAGUGAGCUGGACGAGCACAAGCAGCUGCUCAACAACGCGUUGUACCCAGCAGACGCAUUUUCCGGCACUUCGUACUGGGCCGACCUACCAGCUUCUGAGCAAUUGCUAUGGGUUAAGAACAAAGCCAGGGAAGAGGCCAAACGCGAAUAUCGAGCUGUUCAGCAGCUUGCCAAAGCUGGAAUUCUCAGGCCACUGAGGGAAUACUGCCGUACCUAUGCACUACCAGGUGCUGGAUUCUUCGUGGAAGGCUACGUUCUGUUCUCAGUGGGCAACAUCAUGCCACUGUUCAAGGCAGUAUGGCCACAGUGCUUCGACGACACCGUCGUCUGCAGUGAGCAGUCGAUCAAGGCUAUCAAAUACAUGGAGAUAGUCGGCAUCCUCUGUGGGCAACUCGUCGUAGGCUACCUGGGCGACGCCAUCGGCAGACGUUGGGGCUUGAUACAAGAUGUCUGCAUCAUGCUGGUUGGGACCAUUCUCCUCACCUCGAUGUGGGGACUCUCCCUCCAAGGAUGGACAAUCAUGUACGCGAUCUCAAUCUUCGUCUUCGGUCUAGGUGUAGGAGGUGAGUAUCCAAUGACCGGCACGAGCUCUAUCGAAGGCAUGAAAGGCUCCGAAGACCGACAACACCGGGGGCGGUCGGCAUGCCUCGCUUUCCUCAUGCAAGGCUGGGGUCAACUCGCCAAUCAAGUGGUUCUCAUCCUCCUGACAGUCGCAACCAGUUCGUCCCACUCCCUGCAGCCACCGUACUCGGAACAAGAGACGCAAAUAACCUUCCGCGUCAGUUUUGCCAUUGCGGCUCUAUGUUUGUUGUAUUUCCUACGUCUCCGCAUAAAGAACACGAAUGUUGAUUCUGGCAUACGUGCGAACCGCACGCAAAAUAACUCUGCCGGAUACGACUGGGUGAGCUUCAAAUUCGUCCUAUCGCGGUUCUGGGCACGCCUACUAGCAUCAAGCCUCUGCUGGUUCUGCAGCGACUUUGCCUUCUAUGGCAUGCAGAUCUUCCGCAACGACCUCCUACAACUCGUCACCGGCACGUCUGCGAGAGAGGCUGAUACCAUCUGGCUGUACAACCUGAUCAAUAUUUUCUGCCAGCUAAUCGGCUACUACAUGGCAGCGCUCCUCAUCGACUACAAACCAUAUGGUCGUCGGCGCAUGCAGACGUGUGGCUUCUUCGCGCAGUUCGUGAUCUACGCCACUAUCUCAUUUCUAUAUCCCGUCCUCAGUCAGCCUGGGCCAGGUGCCAAGGCAUUUCAAGCGCUGUACUUCUUCGCCAAUUUUUGGGUUCAAUUUGGCCCAAACUCCACGACCUUCCUCCUCGCAGCAGAGAUCUUCCCAAUCGGCAUCCGUUCGACUGCACAUGGCUUCAGCGCUGCCGUCGGCAAAGUCGGUGCCCUAGUCGCGACCGUUUCCUUCGCGUACAUUGGCGAUCGCACGAAGUUUAUUCUCGCUUCGGUCUCAACGCUUGUUGGGCUCUUCCUGACGCUUGUCUUUGUCCCGGACACCACCGGUCUGGACCUCGCUGAGAUGCAGCGCGCUUGGGGCUUUGUGACUCAAGGCGACGUCGCUGACUACCAUGGUGUGGCAGUGCAUCAGCAGCACUUGUCGACGUGGGAGAGGUUGGUGCGGAAGAGAAUGAAGAAUUACGAGAUCGAUAGCGAUCGUAAGCAAAGGUUGGACGAGCUGCGGGAGAUGUAUGCAAAGAGUAUCGAGGAUGUUAACAGUGCAAAUCACGAGGGUGGCGAGAUCGAUGAAGGCUUGGUCAGAUAUUUCGAAUUAGAGGCGAAAUUGAGGAGGGAGGGGCUGGAAACGGUAUCGGAAUGA